Chara braunii is the source of this 1202-nucleotide messenger RNA. Lineage: Eukaryota; Viridiplantae; Streptophyta; Charophyceae; Charales; Characeae. The record is from the annotation of a GenBank genome assembly.
CCGUUGCCUCCGAGUGACGAUGAGGGCGACGACCCCCGAUCCUCAACGGUUCCUCUGGGCAGCGGUUCGACGCAGGAUUAGAUGGGGACCCAGCUGUGCAGACAGGCAUCGACGUCGACGUACACUGAUCUGCUGGAGGGGCGGACCCUGGUUGGUUAUGACGUAGGACUCGUAAAUCUCAGCUUCGGUUUGAGGUCUGGUAGUGUCGAGGACGUGACGCACACCGUUCUCAUGAACCCAACUUUUGGCACCAACCACACAACACCUUCAGUGAGGGCAUUGGGCCCUCCGGAUAACCGCGCCUGGCGUUCUGGUCAGCCGGGCAACGAACGUGGGCUCUUUCCGCCAAGGCGGGGGGCAGUGGGCACAACAGGUGAGGCCGCGUCGAGGACGAGGACAAGUGGAUCGGGUCCCUGUGGAUCGACUACACCAGGCGGCACAAUUGACGGUCGACGGGACGACGACGAGUGCUCCGCUGCGGAGGUCGUGGGACGAAAGAUGGGGGUGACGAGUAGAAAUGUCGUGGACUGCGGGAGAAGAUGGGACAACCUGUACCCGCAGUUCAAAACCGUGCACAAGUUCAUGGGAGAAUCGGGGAAGCCUAAUUUCUUCACACUAACGUCGGGGGAGAGGAAGGAAAGGGGAUUCGACUUUCAGAUGGAUGAGCGUGUGUAUUCGGAGAUGACGACCAUGUCCAGGGGCGAUCACACUAUACACCCCACGAAUCUCGCGGACACGGGUGCAGCUGGAGUUGUUCAAAUGGCCGGCCCACGUGGAGGUCGGAAUGAAUCCGGCGGUAGUGAGGGAUGCGGGGAUGGACUGGACGACGAUCAGGGAUCAACGAGGGAUUCAACUUUCAGCGGCGGUGGCGGUGGCGGGGGCGGCAAACGCAAGAAUGUAAGACAACAGACCUUCGACACAAUUGUGGACAUCAUGAAGGAGCACGGGAAUCUGAUGGCGACGACGGUGGACAGCGCGAGCAAGAGGCAGUGCUCAAUUCAGACGAGGCAAUGCGACAUUCUCGAGCGAGAGCUGGAAGUGCAGAAGGAGCACUACGUGAACGCCGACGAGGCGAACUUCAUGAUGUGCAACGCCCUUCUGGAGAUUGCUAAAGCGAUCUGCGAGCAAUCCUAACGUCGCUCGGCCACACAUGUCCGACAUCCACGCGAUUGCCACGUGUGCAGUUCUGGAGCAUCGCCGUU